UUCUUUAGGGCGCUCUGUGGAAGAAGGCUCAGGUACUGUUAUCCCUGUUUUAGGGACAGGGAAAUUGGGGUCUGGAGUCACUAAAUGAUUUGUCUGAUGAGCGCAGAUGUUCAUGCUAUGCAGUAUGUGAAGACUAACCACAGCAGCAAUUUGCAUUGCGGGGCUGGAGUAUGCGAAGUUGCUAUUUUUAGCAGGCGAUUUCCUACGCUGUGUUUGAGCAUGGCAGUCGAUCUUCGAAAACCUUCAAACCCAAGAAGAACAUUCCUGAAGGCUCCCAUCAGUAUGAACUCUUGAAACAUGCCGAAGCAACUUUGGGGAGCGGUAACCUUAGACAAGCGGUUAUGUUGCCGGAGGGAGAAGACCUUAAUGAGUGGAUCGCAGUUAACACGGUGGAUUUCUUCAACCAAAUCAACAUGUUGUAUGGGACCAUUACGGAAUUUUGCACAGAGGCGAGCUGUCCGGUGAUGUCUGCUGGACCAAGGUACGAAUACCAUUGGGCAGACGGCACCAACAUAAAGAAGCCAAUUAAAUGCUCAGCUCCGAAGUACAUUGAUUACUUGAUGACGUGGGUUCAGGACCAGCUGGAUGACGAAACUCUCUUUCCUUCAAAGAUCGGCGUCCCUUUUCCCAAGAACUUCAUGUCGGUGGCCAAGACUAUCCUGAAGCGGCUGUUCCGCGUGUACGCCCACAUUUACCACCAGCACUUCGAUUCCGUCAUGCGGCUACAGGAGGAGGCGCAUCUCAACACCUCCUUCAAGCACUUUAUCUUCUUUGUGCAGGAAUUCAACUUGAUUGACAGGCGGGAGUUGGCUCCUCUGCAGGAACUGAUCGAAAAGCUGGGCUCAAAAGACAGAUAAGACUUUCCCUGGGAGGACGCGUUCGGCCACUCCUUUAUCGCUUCGUCCCCCAGCCACUAUUUCCGCUUUGCCUUCAGCGGUGCAAACCAGAGAAACCGGACUGCGGUUCAUAGCCCAGCUCGUGUCUCGGAGGCCUUUGGCGAAACCUUGCUUAAAAAUCUGGACAGCAGCAGCAGAUCCCCACAGCUCUGUAACUUGUUGGCCAAGCUGUGGUGACUCCAGCACCUUUAGUCUACUUUUCUAAACUCCAUGUAAUAAUUCUAGUCUGGCCUAGAAAUGGGAAGCAAUGUGUGAGUUUUACAGCUUCUUGGCUGGGGAAGGAAGUCCCUGAUUGUCACAGCAUGCUGUGACAAAGUGCGAUACACUUCUGCUCCUCUCGUUGAAGACUGCACUGGUUGGCUGCAGUUUCCCUCUGGACUUCAGCAUCUCGUAGUGACCAAAAGAG
Molecule: messenger RNA, 1302 nt
Organism: Struthio camelus australis
Lineage: Eukaryota; Metazoa; Chordata; Aves; Struthioniformes; Struthionidae
Source: RefSeq, a predicted model, not a curated record